GUCCGCGGGGAUCAAGGAUCCACCACAGCUAAAAGGAUCCAGGCGAGAAUGUUUUCUCUGAAAGAGUUGAGAGAGAAGGCACACCCCAAUCUUGGGAUGCGGCAGGUGUGGCGACCUCAUUAUCCAUUUGAUGGCUGGGGCAAUGGGAGACCCCAUCAUGGGGCACCUAUGUAGGGUGCAGUCUCUUCAGUAGAAACUGUCUACCGCCCCAUUACUGUGAAGACAAAGGGGCCUCAUAGCUGCCAAGCAACAGAAUUAAGAUUUGAAGCUGGGUCCCUAUGGGGCCAAAUCCCAAGCUCUCUAUCCCAGGACUACCUCUUCCCUUCACUGAACACUUUGGAUGUGCCGUGUACUAUCAGUGAUUUCCAGCCUCAUUUGUUGUCUAACCACUAUAUAAUGUGUCCUCUUUACAGGUGAGGAGAUGGAGGGACAGAGAAGUGAGAAUGUACCCUAGAUCUCACAGCUGGCAAGUGGUGGCCCUGGACGCGCCAGGCUGGGGUCGCCUCUGAGCGCCCCGCGGGGGCCAUGGAUGGCGAGACAGCAGAGGAGCAGGGGGGCAAUAUGCCCCCGCAAGAUGCACCCUGCGGACCCGGCUCAGCCGGCGCUCCUGCCCUCGGGGGGCGGCGGGAGCCCAAGAAGUAUGCAGUGACCGAUGACUACCAGUUGUCCAAGCAGGUGCUGGGCCUGGGUGUGAACGGCAAGGUGCUGGAGUGCUUCCACAGGCGCACUGGGCAGAAAUGUGCCCUGAAGCUCCUGUAUGACAGCCCCAAGGCCCGGCAGGAGGUGGACCACCACUGGCAGACCUCAGGGGGCCCUCACAUUGUGCGCAUCCUGGACGUGUAUGAAAACAUGCACCACGGCAAGCGCUGUCUCCUCAUCGUCAUGGAGUGCAUGGAAGGUGGUGAGCUCUUCAGCCGGAUUCAGGAGCGUGGUGACCAGGCUUUCACCGAGAGAGAAGCUGCAGAGAUCAUGCGGGAUAUCGGCACUGCCAUCCAGUUCCUGCACAGCCAGAACAUCGCUCACCGAGAUGUCAAGCCUGAAAACCUGCUCUACACGUCCAAGGAGAAAGAUGCAGUACUCAAGCUCACCGACUUUGGCUUUGCCAAGGAGACCACCCAAAAUGCCCUGCAGACACCCUGCUACACUCCCUAUUACGUGGCUCCUGAGGUCUUGGGUCCAGAGAAGUACGACAAAUCAUGUGACAUGUGGUCCCUGGGCGUCAUCAUGUACAUCCUCCUGUGUGGCUUCCCGCCCUUCUACUCCAACACGGGCCAGGCCAUCUCCCCAGGGAUGAAGAGGCGGAUCCGCCUAGGCCAGUAUGGCUUCCCCAAUCCUGAGUGGUCAGAGGUUUCUGAAGAUGCCAAGCAGCUGAUCCGCCUCCUACUGAAGACAGACCCCACAGAGAGGCUGACCAUCACACAGUUCAUGAACCAUCCCUGGAUCAACCAAUCAAUGGUGGUGCCGCAGACCCCACUCCACACAGCCCGCGUGCUGCAGGAGGAUAGAGACCACUGGGAUGAGGUCAAGGAGGAGAUGACCAGUGCCCUGGCAACCAUGCGUGUGGACUACGACCAGGUGCAGAUCAAGGACCUGAAGACCUCUAACAACCGACUGCUCAAUAAGCGGAGAAAGAAGCAGGCAGGCGGCUCCUCAGGCUCACAGGGCUGCAACAACCAGUAGCGCACCGGGCCUUGGAUGAGGGCCUUGGAUGAGGGCCUUGGAUGGGCCCGGCCGCGCAGCCUGGGCACAGACAGGAGCGUGCUGACGCCC
Molecule: messenger RNA, 1770 nt
Organism: Callorhinus ursinus (northern fur seal)
Lineage: Eukaryota; Metazoa; Chordata; Mammalia; Carnivora; Otariidae
Source: RefSeq, a predicted model, not a curated record